Messenger RNA from Echinops telfairi (small Madagascar hedgehog), 495 nucleotides. It is a transcript of the gene CD164L2, whose product is annotated as CD164 molecule like 2. Bases 1 to 495 code for a protein of 164 amino acids. NCBI's taxonomy places the organism in Eukaryota, Metazoa, Chordata, Mammalia, Afrosoricida, Tenrecidae. The record is from RefSeq and is a predicted model, not a curated record. The transcript is spliced from 5 exons. Gene Ontology annotation, cellular component: cytoplasmic vesicle.
AUGGCCGCACCGGGACCCCGCGCCUGGCGGUCUGUGCUCUGUGGCGGCUGCUGCUGCCUCCUGCUGUGCGUCCAGCUGGCGGCGGCAGGGAAAGGAGCCCGAGGCUUUGGGCGGGGUGCCCUGCUCCGCCUGAACCUCUGGCCAGCCAGCCAAGGGGGUUGCGGGCAGCUGGAGCAAUGCGAGCCGUGUGUGGAGGGCAGCAGAGCGCACAACCUCUCAGGCUGCGUGUGGGAGCAAUGCCAGGCCGAGGAGCCAGGACACUGUGUGGCCCCAGCGGAGGCGGCAGCCAAGGAAGACUGCUGGGUCUACAAUCACUCGGAGGCAUGUCCAGCUGCCCACCACCACCCCACCUAUAAUCCGAAGACAAUCACCACAGGUAGGGAGCACCUGGGGGAUUUUGAGAUGGUGGGCAGCUUCUGGGCAAGCCUUCUACAGCUCCUAGUCUCCUACCCCCCCUCCCUGGAGGGUCCUCAGCGGCAGCUUCAGGGCCUCUGA